AUGUCAAGCCUCAACCUAUGGUCCAUCCUCUCCGAAUCCAAACGAAUCAUCAACGCCCACUCCCGUCACUUCCUCGCUCUCUCCGUCAUCUUCCUCCUCCCUCUCUCCUUCUCCCUCAUCGUCUCUCCCACCAUCUUCCACCUCAUCACCACCUCUUCCAACUCCCCAACCAUCCACAUCCUCCUCCGCCUAGCCCACAACCAACCCCAAACCCAAACUCAAACUCAAACCACUUUCAAUUUACCCUCCCCCUUCCCACUUCUCUUACUCUCUCUCUUCCUCCUCUUGGUAUUCUCUCUCUCCGCCCUCGCCACCAUCACCCACAGCGUCUUCCACGGCUUCUUCGGCCGUCCCGUCAAACUCCUCUCCACCGUCACCUCUCUCUCAUCCUCCUUCCUCCCUCUCCUCCUCACCUCCAUCCUCUCCCACCUCAUCCUCCUCUCACUCUCCCUCCCUAUCCCCCUCCUCCUCGACCCCAACCUCUCCUUCUCCCCAAUCACCCUCACCGCUUCCGCUAUCCUCCUCCUCGCACUCAUCUUCCUCCUCUUCUACCUCCGCAUCUCAUGGACUCUCGCCUCAGUCAUCACAAUCAUCGAAAACACCUACGGAAUCCAACCUCUCCGCCGCAGCGCAUCCCUCAUGAGCGGAAUGAGAUCCACCGGAGCUUCCUGCUUUCUGUUCUUCGCUUCUUUAGAAGGAAUCAUGCUAUGGAGCGGUUCACUUCUCGCUGCAGUGGCUUCUGAUAGCGGUUCCUGGAAGGAUUGGGCUUUUGUGCUUCAGAUUGUGCUGACUUCCGCAGUCUUGACUAUACUUAUGCUUUACAACGCCGCUGCAAACACCGUCUUGUACAUGUAUUGUAAGGCGGUUCAUGGCGAACUCGCGGCGGAGAUUGCGGAAGACUUUGCGUGGCAGUAUGUUAGUUUGCCUUUUGAUGAAGACAAAGUCCCUUAUGUUGUGUCUGUCGUAAGUGUGUAA
Messenger RNA from Vicia faba (fava bean), 975 nucleotides. Lineage: Eukaryota; Viridiplantae; Streptophyta; Magnoliopsida; Fabales; Fabaceae. The record is from the annotation of a GenBank genome assembly.